Messenger RNA from Rhizopus microsporus ATCC 52813, 171 nucleotides. RefSeq lists its product as uncharacterized. Gene Ontology annotation, biological process: regulation of transcription by RNA polymerase II. The transcript has a single exon. Gene Ontology annotation, molecular function: DNA-binding transcription factor activity, RNA polymerase II-specific; RNA polymerase II cis-regulatory region sequence-specific DNA binding. Lineage: Eukaryota; Fungi; Mucoromycota; Mucoromycetes; Mucorales; Rhizopodaceae. The record is from RefSeq and is a predicted model, not a curated record. The annotation marks the transcript as partial.
ACGGGCGAAAGACCAUUUGCAUGUUCUAUUUGCGACAAGCGUUUCUCUAGACCGGAUUCACUUCAAACUCAUCUCAAGACUCAUUCCAAUGUUCGACCUUAUGCUUGCUUUUCCUGUGGAAAGGCUUACUUUCAUUCAAGGUCUCUUCGAAAGCAUGCUAAGGUUCAUCAA